Messenger RNA from Eruca vesicaria subsp. sativa (arugula), 1507 nucleotides. NCBI's taxonomy places the organism in Eukaryota, Viridiplantae, Streptophyta, Magnoliopsida, Brassicales, Brassicaceae. The record is from the annotation of a GenBank genome assembly.
CAAAAAUAUACAUGGAGACUAAAGCAAAUAAUGAGUCUCCAGUUUUGAGACUAACCGAUGAUUCAGUUUCUGCGAGAACAGGAACGUUGUGGACGGCCGUGGCACAUAUAAUAACAGGAGUGAUCGGCGCAGGAGUUUUGUCUUUGGCUUGGGCCACGGCGGAGCUUGGCUGGAUCGGUGGUCCUGCGGCCCUUAUAGCCUUCGCUGGAGUCACACUUGUCUCUGCUUUUCUUCUUUCCGACUGCUAUCUUUUUCCUGAUUCCAAGAACGGUCCCUUCCGCCUUAACUCCUACUCUCAAGCCGUUAAAGUGUAUUUAGGGAGGAAGAACCAGAUUGUAUGUGGGGUCUUUGUAUACAUUAGUCUUAUUGGUGUGGGUGUUGCUUAUACCAUUGUGACAGCUACUUGCAUAAGAGCAAUUUUUAGAUCGAAUUGUUAUCAUAGAAAAGGACACAAUGCAACAUGUUCUUAUGGAUACAAGAACAACUACUUCAUGCUUUUGUUCGGUGUGCUUCAGAUCUUUAUGUCACAAAUACCUAAUUUCCACGACAUGCUUUGGCUCUCUGUUGUCGCUGCGAUUAUGUCUUUUGCUUAUUCAUCCAUUGGCCUCGGUCUCGCUGUUGGCCGAAUCAUAGAAAAAAGGCAAAUUGAAGGAAGUGUAAAAGGAAGUCCAGCAGAAAACAGAGGUGCAAAAGUAUGGUUAGUGUUCCAAGCUCUUGGGAACAUUGCCUUUUCUUAUCCUUUCUCAAUCAUACUUCUUGAGAUUCAGGAUACAUUGAGAUCGCCACCGCCAGAGAAGCAAACUAUGAAGAAAGCUUCAACGGCUGCAGUAUUCAUCACAACAUUCUUCUACCUUUGUUGCGGAUGUUUUGGUUACGCAGCAUUUGGAGAUGCCACCCCGGGAAAUCUCUUGACCGGUUUUGGUUUCUAUGAGCCAUUUUGGCUUGUCGAUUUCGCUAACGCUUGCAUUGUUCUUCAUUUAGUUGGUGGAUAUCAGGUCUAUAGUCAGCCGAUUUUUGCAGCCAUGGAAAGAGGGCUAACCGAGAGAUACCCACAAAACAAGUUCAUCACUAAAUUCUACGAAUUGAAGCUGCCAUCAUCACGAGGAGUAGUGGUGACACUGAGUCCAAUGAGGUUGUGUCUGAGAACGAUGUAUGUGGUGAUAAUAACAGGAGUGUCAAUGUUGUUUCCAUACUUCAACGAAGUACUUGGAGUCCUAGGAGCACUUGGGUUUUGGCCGUUGGCUGUGUAUUUCCCUGUGGAGAUAUGUAUAUUGCAGAAGAAGAUCCCUGUUUGGACGCGACAAUGGAUUCUUCUUAGAGCUUUUAGCUUGGUUUGCUUGCUCGUCUCUGUCUUGGCUCUUGUUGGAUCCAUUUAUGGACUUGUUGGAGCAAAACUCCGAUGAUUAAACAACUUAUUUUGAAACAUACUAGGUUUGUGUUAAAGAAAUGAUAAUGAUAGAUAUAUUAUGUUUGUUUUGGCUUGAACAAAUCGUAAAAUAGUAUUUUC